Messenger RNA from Suillus fuscotomentosus, 909 nucleotides. RefSeq lists its product as uncharacterized. The record is from RefSeq and is a predicted model, not a curated record. The transcript is spliced from 9 exons. Lineage: Eukaryota; Fungi; Basidiomycota; Agaricomycetes; Boletales; Suillaceae. The coding region runs from base 1 to 909 and encodes 302 amino acids.
AUGACAUUUUCUUCUCAGCAUCACUUUCAUACCGAAGCAGCUGAUCAAGAUCGAGACGAGGAACUUGCCUAUGGUACCAAAGUGUUGGCCGCGCAUAUGAGGCUUGCACGGGAACUAGACCAACAACCAGAUUUGUGUGACGUAUACUUUGUUGAGCUUCUCACCCUCUUCGGAGAAAAAGGCGUUGCUAUCCAGAAUGUGGUGACAUCAGAACGAUAUGUCAAGACGGAAGAUGCAAUCGAGCAGCUUUCCUCUUUUUUUUUUUUGCCGAUCGAAGCGCUUCUUACCCAUCCAGAUUACUCUCCACACCUUUUUGCUUCGCAAGAGCUUACUACGGUCCUCUUCCGGAAUAUGUUGUUACUCUGCGUCCCCUUUCACUUUAAAUCUGGUGAGGAGAGGGGCGUGAUGACGUGGCUCGUACCUGUUUUGGCGGAAAUCGCAACGAAGACCUCAACUCUGGUGCUCGAGAAUGUUCAUGAUGCGGCGAGUGAAAUCGAGUACAGAACUGUCAUCCGACAUGAAUUUGUGCAUUCUGUAACGUUCUCGUUGAUGGUGCAGGACGUCAAGAGUAUGCGAUCUGUCUCCUUUCUCCCAUCUUCUUUGGCGUCAUACUUCACGGAUGACAGCCUGAAUCGAAAGAGUUAUCUUGUUUACAGCACGGUGUACGAUUUCCACUCUGAGUGCACUGGCAUCACGCUGCAGCUCACGGACGACUACAAAUCAACUUUCAAGGGGAAGUUUCCUUUUUGCGACUUGCGGCUCGUAACAUUUGUGCCGACAGAUCCUGUAUGCUUCUUCGGUUCAUGUCGUUCCUACUUCAAAUGCUCAACUUCGUCUCUAAUCUCCAAUUUUCGUUGUCCUAAGUGUCUCGAUGGAACCGGCUUUGCACUGCAGACCCUUUUCUUAUGA